This is a messenger RNA of Passer domesticus (house sparrow), 913 nucleotides long. RefSeq names its product multiciliate differentiation and DNA synthesis associated cell cycle protein (gene MCIDAS). The record is from RefSeq and is a predicted model, not a curated record. Bases 1 to 738 code for a protein of 245 amino acids. Gene Ontology annotation, cellular component: nucleus. The transcript has 4 exons. Gene Ontology annotation, biological process: negative regulation of DNA replication; negative regulation of cell cycle. NCBI's taxonomy places the organism in Eukaryota, Metazoa, Chordata, Aves, Passeriformes, Passeridae.
AUGCCACCACCACUGGGCUGUACUGACUAUGAUUUCUCACUUGGUGAGGAGGUGGUUUUUGGCCCCUGCACCCCGCAGCUGCAGGGCAGCGCGGUGGUGCAGGUUCCCCCACAGAACCUGUCUUCCCCUGAGCCGUGCUGGAGGGACCUGGCAGACCAGCACCAGAAAGCACUGGGAGAUGCCCUGGAAGCAAACAGCCAGCUGCAGGAGACCCUCACACAGAGGCAGGAAGAGCUGGUGACACUGCGAGAGAGCAACGUGCAGCUGAAGGAGCUGGCAAGUCAGGCCAGGCAGCUGGCUGCUGUUCUUGACACGCUGAUGCUCCCGCAAAGCGCCGACGGGACAGUCCUUCCUCCUCUUCCUCCUCAUCAUCCUUUACCUCCUCCGCCCGCCGCCGCUGCCGCCGCCGCUGCCCCGGCCGGGAGCGGCGCGGAGGAUGCGGAGGGCGUGGACGCCAUGCUGCGCGCCGUGUCCGACAAGUGUCGCGCCGCCCUCCCGGGACGCAGCCCCACCGCCAAGCGCCCGCGGGCGGGCCCGCGGCUGCACGGCGCCUUCCGCGGGCUGCGCACCGGCCGCGCCGCCCCGCGCCCGGCCGGCAGCGAGCUGGAGGGCGGCGGCAGCCUGCGGGCGGCGCUGGGGGAGGCGGGCUCCAUCCGCACCCUGGCCUUCCCGCAGGGAAACGCCUUCACGCUCCGCACCGCCGCCGGCGGGCACCGAUUCCGGUGGGUGCCGCGCUGAGCCCGCCGCUCCGCGCCCCGGCCUCUGCGGAGGGGGGCCGGCAGCGCACAGCCCUCGGCACGCUCCCCGUUUUCUCUUGGAAAAGGGGUGUUCGCGCUUUCCCCCCGGUGCCGGAGAAGCGACGGGAGGGCGCGGCAGAGGCGCCGUGCCUCAGCGAGGGUGCAGCGGCACAGCG